Messenger RNA from Cucurbitaria berberidis CBS 394.84, 1944 nucleotides. Its product is annotated as UV radiation resistance-associated gene protein. Bases 1 to 1944 code for a protein of 647 amino acids. Gene Ontology annotation, molecular function: SNARE binding. Gene Ontology annotation, biological process: SNARE complex assembly. The transcript is spliced from 2 exons. Lineage: Eukaryota; Fungi; Ascomycota; Dothideomycetes; Pleosporales; Cucurbitariaceae. Gene Ontology annotation, cellular component: lytic vacuole; endosome. The record is from RefSeq and is a predicted model, not a curated record.
AUGGCCGGCCAGGAGCAGAACCAAACAGCCGACCAAGGCGAAUCUCCUCUACCCCGGGAACGGCCGUGGUUGCUGCCAUACAACCGCAAGCUCCGGCACCUCCAAGGCAUCACAAUUCGCAAUCUGACGCUUACCACGCCGCCUUCGAGGCCACGCGGCAAGACAAUCGACGAUGAAGCAAUACCCAGUACACUCAAGUCGCCCACAAAGGUACUGGCGCUGAGAGAAAAUAGGGGCCUGGCGCAUUCCCGGUCAUCGAGCCAGCUAAAGUCUACCGAUGCGGCCCCACGACGCAGCAGUGACAGCCUGCGCGAGCCCACGACUCCUCCUAAGCCCAUUAGACCACCGAUUGGCAAAGGGUCACGAAGACGAAUGACAAUGGAGUGGACCAAUGCGAGCCCAUUGACUCGCCAGAAGAAGCUAGAGGACAUCACGGCAGGGCGCAUGGCAGAUACCUUCUUCACACUCCACGUCGAGGGCUACGAGGGACCCGUCUACAUCUCCGAGGUUGCAGAGAAGGCCAUGAACCCCAACUUCAAGUUCUUCGAUCUUGGGCCGUGUGGUCCCAGCGUAACGCGACUCAAUAAGCUAACCGUCCGAGUAUGGGCGAAGACUGAAACGAUGGAGGGCUGGCAGUACCUCAUGGAGUACACCGUGCUGUUGAGAUCACUGCAGUUCAUUGGCAAGACACUGGGAAGAUUCAGGCAUCCAUUGCCCCCAAACUGCAUACUGUUCCAUAUGACAGAUGGCAUCUAUACCAGCUUUACCGACUUGCCGGUGCAGGAGCGAGCGCGACAAGACGUCCUUGCUCAACCAAAAAUACAUCCAGAUGGUCGCGUUCUUACUUCGUCGUCAUAUGAUGCUCUGAUGCGGUUGUCGACGCUAGAUGACUGCAUCCAGGAUGCCUUGGCCACGAGAGAUCGCAUCGCUGACGAGAUUGGGAGCAUUUUGGAAGUGAACAAAGACGCAAUCAGUACGGUCGAACAAGUCCCUGAAACCGAAGAAAACUUGAAGACUGUACAAGACGCUGUGACGGCGGAGAAGCGUCGGGUCGUGGCUGUCAGAAGGAGGCGAGACGAGCUACAAGCAAAUAUAAAGAAUCGGAGGGAGAAAAUGCAAGCCGGUCGAGAACAGCAAUCUAGGGUUGAUGCCAACUUACCCGAGUACAAGGCGAAGCACAGUGAGAUACAAGAGCUAGCAGUGAGGCUCGAAGAGGACAUUACCGGGCAGCGAAGGCGAAUAUGCGAAGAUCUUCAGCGCAUAUUUCCAAUCGAGCCGGUACCAGGCAAAUCGCUUGCAUUUACGAUACGAGGCCUUAUGCUACCCAACUCAGCAUUCGACGAUGCGAAAGAGGACGUUACAUCUGCGGCUCUAGGCUACGUUGCUCAAGUCAUCAGCUCGCUCUCGCCUUAUCUUUCAGUCAUUCUACCAUACCCAAUAUCCUUACAUGGCUCCACAUCUACCAUCGACGAUCCGCUCGCUAUAGGCCAAAGCAAGCAAAAUAACCUCCGCACGUACCCUCUCUACAUGAAAGGUGUAGUGCGCUAUCGCUUCGAAUACGGCGUCUUUCUUUUGAACAAAAACAUCGAGAUCUUGUCAAAUGCUCUUGGGCUACGACCUAUGGAUAUUCGGCAUACUUUGCCCAACCUGAAAUACCUUCUCUAUAUCGCCACUGCCGGAAAAGGCGAACUACCGGCCCGGAAAGCAGGUGGCAUCCGGGGACUACUACGACAGGAUGGUGUUCUUUCUAGGACAGGCAGUAUGAGUAGCACGAUUACGGCAAGCAGCUCUGGUACGCCCACUGCUGAACUUAGGAGAAACUUGGAGAACACUGGGAAGAAGAUGGACCAAGCCCCAGCAAAUAGUCCUGUGUCUGCUGUAGGGAGUCUGAAGCAGAAGAUCAACAUCCACCCUGCGGGGAGUAGACUAAGACCAGUUGGAUGA